GAAGGAGACAGAGAGAGAGAGAGAGUGUGUGCGCGUGCGAGGAAGAGUUCUAUGAAUGCUACAGAGAGAGAGAGAUGCUGAAUCGAUCAAGAAAAUCUUGGUGAAGCUGGUGAGUUCAUAAUCUCUACCCUCGGAAUAUUUUCUCUAUCACUUUGAAUGCAAUGUUUGCUUUCUUUUGUCAACAAAGCCGACUCAGACAUUGUGGUUCUGUUGGAAUUUCAGCCACAACUCAUCUGGGUUUUCUUCCAAAACUACAUAUAACAAUACCCAUCAAAUUCUUCUCAUCAAAGAAAACAUCAACACCACCAACAACCAAGAAUGAAAUCGAGUGUUUUACAGUGUCUCACCUCAUAAACUCAUGUGGAUUAUCCCCAGAAAUCGCCAACUCUAUAUCCCACAAGGUUCAUUUUCGGACCUCCGAUGAACCAGACUCUGUUCUGUCUUUCUUCAGAGAUCGUGGGUUUUCUGAUUUCCAAAUUUCCAAACUAGUUCAUAAGUCCCCAUCGUUGCUCUUAUCAAACCCCAACAAAACCCUUUUGCCCAAACUCGAAUUUUUCCAAUCUUUAGGGCUUUCAAGAACUGAAGUUGCUGACCUUGUUGCUUCGGCCCCAUUUCUGUUACGCUAUAGCUUGAAAAACCGCCUCAUCCCAGCUCUUGAUUUCCUCAAAAGAGUUGUUCUUCUUGACAAACGGGGUGUCUUUGCUUUGAUGCUCCGGCCUCGGUUUUUCUGGAUUCAUGUGGAUAAAAAUGCUAUCCCCAAUGUGGCAUUGUUGAGAGAACUUGGUGUGCCUCAAUCCUGUAUCUCUUUAUUGGUAAGUGGGAAUCCUUCUGUGGUGGCUGGAAACAAAGACAAGUUUAAUCUGUGUGCAAGAAAGGCGAUUGAAAUGGGAUUUGAUCCUUCGAAAGUGACAUUUGUGGAUGCAAUUUGUGUGUUUUUUGGCAUGAGUACAUCAGCUUGGGAACGUAAAGUGAAAGUCUAUAAGAGAUGGGGUUUGUCUGACGAUGACAUUCACUUGGCAUUCAAGAAGUUCCCCAGAUGUAUGAUUCUGUCCGAGAAGAAAAUUACGAGUGGGAUGGAUUUCCUUGUGAAUGAGAUUGGUUUCGAGCCUAUAACUGUUGCUAGAACUCCAAAAACUCUUGGUUACAGUUUGGAGAAGAGGAUCAUUCCCAGAUGUUCCGUCAUCAGGGUUCUGUCAUUGAAUGGCUUGAUAAAGAAGGAAAAAGGUUUAAGUGCUAUCCUUUCGACGAGUGAGGAGCGCUUCUUGGAUGCCUUCGUUACCAAAUACCAGGAUCAAGUUCCUCAACUGUUGAAUGUUUAUCAAAAGAAAACUGACGUUCUAGAAUUAGGAAUUGGAAAUGAGGGUACUCCUUAAGUUAAAACAACUAUAGUUUAUCAAGAAAAUAAAAUCUGAAGUUUGGAGUAAUUAUUAGCUUUCAUUACAGCAGUUGCAAUUUUUUCGGCUUGUUAACUUCACUGGACUUGUGCCUUCUUAGUUGCAGCAGGCAACAGAAUUGUGCCAAAUUGGCUUUCUGCUGGGAUUAUUUAUGAACUUCGGAGAUCUUUGUUUUGCUUUUGACAUUUCUCUUUGCAAUGAAUGAUGUCUUGAGGUCUUGAAGAUGGUAAAACCUUAUUGUUUCACACUAGUAGUCAACCUAGGUUCUAUAACAUGUUUCAUUCUGUUCACCAAGCUUCUGGAAGAUCUCUACCUCUUUGUCUUCCCUACAUGGAAACACCUGCAAAAUCUAGAAACUGUUGGGGACUAGAUGGUGAUCCUGUUCCACUGAACAAGAAUUACCAAACUCGCAGGGUGCUAUAGAUAAGUUUUAUUUAUGAUUGUUAUAGACAUUGUUAGUGAGAUGUAAUUUUGAAUUUGGCAUGUGCCUGCCCCUUUUAUUGCAUUGCUAUUCAAAUAUAUAUAUUUUACCUCUAACCAA
This is a messenger RNA of Camellia sinensis, 1935 nucleotides long. The record is from RefSeq and is a predicted model, not a curated record. Lineage: Eukaryota; Viridiplantae; Streptophyta; Magnoliopsida; Ericales; Theaceae.